Podarcis raffonei (Aeolian wall lizard) is the source of this 1957-nucleotide messenger RNA. RefSeq names its product hexosaminidase D (gene HEXD). Gene Ontology annotation, molecular function: hexosaminidase activity. Gene Ontology annotation, biological process: carbohydrate metabolic process. The record is from RefSeq and is a predicted model, not a curated record. The coding region runs from base 171 to 1607 and encodes 478 amino acids. NCBI's taxonomy places the organism in Eukaryota, Metazoa, Chordata, Lepidosauria, Squamata, Lacertidae. The transcript has 13 exons.
CCUUUCCCGGAACGGAAGCUACAGAGGGAAGAAUGUGCAGGCAGGAGCAGCCGAUGGCGGAAAGAGAGAGCAGCGCGGAAGGGCAGGGAAGCUUAAUCGAGGCUGCAGGCGGAAUGGAGCGCGAAGGAGCGGAGGUAUAAGCACUUGAAUUUGCUACUCACAUCUGGAACAUGGAAGAAAACAGAGUGAUGGUUUCUUCUCCAUUUGAACUGCACCUGGUGCACUUAGAUCUCAAGGGAGCCCCACCAAAGGUCUCAUACCUGGCAGAGAUCUUCCCAUUGUUCCAUGCCCUGGGUGCAAAUGGCAUUCUCCUUGAAUAUGAGGAUAUGUUCCCCUAUGAUGGGGAACUGAAACCACUUCAAGCAAAUGACGCAUACAGUUCGGCUGAGAUUAAAGAGAUUUUAAAGCUGGCAAAGUUACAUGAGCUAGAGGUUGUCCCUCUGGUCCAGACCUUUGGACAUAUGGAGUUUGUCCUAAAGCACAAAGAAUUCUGUCACCUACGGGAAGUGGCAAUGUUCCCCAACACUGUGAAUCCCCAUAAAGAGGAAUCCCUGAAGCUGGUCAGCACAAUGAUAGAACAAGUGGUAGCGCUGCAUGAUGAUCUUCGAUGGUUUCACAUCGGCUGUGAUGAGGUGUAUUAUCUGGGUGAAGGAGAAGAGUCCAAACAGUGGCUGCAGGAAGAAGAAAAUACGAUAGAAAAACUGUGCCUGUCCCACAUGAAAGCCGUGGCCAGCCAUGUAGUCUCAGCCUACCCUACAGUGAAACCUAUUGUGUGGGAUGACAUGCUGAGGGGAAUGAGCGAGAAAACACUGAGAGAGUCUGGGAUGGCACAGCUUGCAGAGCUGAUGAUCUGGGACUACUCCCCGGACCUUGAUGUGGAUAGUAAAGCAACUCUCAUUAAAAAGUACCAGAAGUGUGACUUCUCAAAGCUGUGGUUUGCUAGUGCUUUUAAAGGGGCCACAGGAGUCAACCAGUGUCUGACCCUCAUUGGACACCACCUGAAAAACCAUGAGCAGUGGUUGAAAGUGGCUGAAAGCAGUCCUGCCGGUAUCAUCCAAGGAAUCAUCCUGACCGGUUGGCAAAGGUAUGACCACUUCUCUGUUCUGUGCGAGCUUCUGCCUGUAGGAAUCCCAUCAUUAGCCGUAUGUCUCCAGGCACUAAAGAACGGUGGCUAUUCAGAAAAGGUGAAAGAAGAUGUAGAAAAAUCCCUGGGGAUCUCCAGUUUGGAAAUAGACACUUAUAUGAGUGACAUCUCAGGGACUUUCCCGGGAAGUGAAAUUCUCUCGCUGGUGACCCAAAUUACAUUCUACCUCAAGACCUCAGUGGAUGAACUUCUGGAAAACAACAGGUAUGUCACAGGCUGGUUCAGCCCCUACCACAGAAAGAGGAAGAAGAUCCAUCCUAUAAUGAUUCAUCACUUUCAGCCAGAUGCACUAAGGCUCUUGACCAAGUGGACUACUGUGACCCAAGAGCUCCAAACAGCAAUGGAAAAGACAUUCUUUAUAUCUGCUGCAGAAGAAUGGAUGGAGGAGAAUGUCCAACCCAGCCUGCAAAGACUUCAGGGAACAGUCGAUGAUCUGGACAGAGCAAUACAGGAAUUAUCCUAAUACUCUUACAGACAGCUUUGCAGAUUUGAAGACCAGCAUGGUACAGCUAGCAUCAUGCAGCUAGAUUAGCAUGUGUAAGCCAGGGAGAUGCUCUUCAGGCACAGAGAUGAGUCUGUUGCGCUAACAGGCUUGGAAUUAAUCUUAAAAAGAAAUUUGGAAGAGAUACAGACUGCCUCGGGUCUUUCCCUUUCUUCUGAAAAUGUACCAGCAAUCACACUGUGUGCAUAGAGUCACACUGGGUAGAAGUGAGAGCAGGCUCCAAGAUUUCUCGUGGAUUUGUUAAGAUUGAUUGCAGACUUUUACAAUUUAAAAACCUGUGCACAGACACUUUAAAUAAAUAAAUAAAAGUU